Racocetra persica is the source of this 1062-nucleotide messenger RNA. The record is from the annotation of a GenBank genome assembly. NCBI's taxonomy places the organism in Eukaryota, Fungi, Glomeromycota, Glomeromycetes, Diversisporales, Gigasporaceae.
AUGAAUAAAUUAAUUAAAAACGAAGCAAAUCCAGCUACUACAUUUAAAAGUUUAAUAAUUAUAGACGAAACAUUGCCAACAAUAUCGAAAGCAAUUAUUACUGAAAAAUUAAAAUGUGAUAAAAUUGUUCCAAAAGAUGCAGUCUUAAAAAUUAAGUCCCCCAAAAAAAUAUUUAAAAAUGAAUCACCAUCUACCAUUAAAAAUAAAAAUAAAUUAAAACUUCAGAAGCAAGAAGUUAUGCGCGAAUUACAAGAAUCCACACCAUUUCCCAAGCCUAGGCAUAACAAUUCAUUACGGUCAAAUUCAUGCCCUGUUACAUCUAAAUCUAGGUCUAUGUCAAAAAAACCGGUACGAUCAAAUUCAACGCCUAAUGAUGCAUACGCACCAAAGCAGGCCGCAUUUUCGAUUCCUAUGCUGCCUAAUGAUGCAUACGCACCAAAGCAGGCCGCAUUUUCGAUUCCUAUGCUGCCUAAUGAUGUAUAUGUGCAAAAUCAUGAAGAAUCGCAGGACACAUUUUGGAUUCCUACGUUGCCUAAUGAUGCAUACGCACAAAUUCAUGAAGAACCGUUGCCUAAUCAUGCAUACACACAAAUUCAUGAAGAACCGUUGCCUAAUGAUGCAUACACACAAAUUCAUGAAGAACCGUUGCCUAAUGAUGCAUACACACAAAUUCAUGAAGAACCGUUGCCUAAUGAUGCAUACGCACAAAUUCAUGAAGAACCUAUCAUAAACCAGGACGCACUUUGGAUUCCUAUGCUACCUAAUGAUGUAUACGCGCAAAAUCAUGAAAAAUCUAUCGUAAAGCAGGACGAAUUUUGUAUUCCUAUGCUACCUAAUGAUGUAUACGCGCAAAAUCAUGAAGAAUCUAUCGUAAAGCAGGACGAACUUUGUAUUCCUAUGCUAUUGGGAGGAAGCUUUAACAAUGCAACUGAAGAAAAUUUUAAUCAACAAAUUGACACUGAUUAUCCAUCUAAUUCAAAGAUUAAUAGUUCAUUAUAUGCAUCCACCUCAGAAUGCAUGUCAUUUUGUCGUGAUGACAACACUGAUGACUGGAUGUAUUAG